AUGAAGCUUAUUUCACUUGUCAGAAACGUUUGUUCUCGCCAAUGCCAACCGAGAGUAAACCGGACUGUGCAAGUGCGUUUCUUGCAGCAAGAUUCCGUCUCCACAGCCAAACCCAAGAAAUACAAAUACCCUCCGGUUUACGACCCGUACGGUCCAAGACCACAACCUUCAAGCAAAAUCGUGGAGCUAGCUGAGCGUAUAGCUGCGUUAUCUCCAGAAGAGCGGGGACAAAUCGGUCCUGCGCUCAACGAACACCUGAGGCUUCCGAAGCAGGAGAUGAUUUCGACGGACGGGAUGAGUAUGGGAGCGAAACAAGAUGGUGGAGCUGGAGUAGUAGAGGAGAAGAAGGAGAAGACGGCUUUCGAUGUGAAGCUGGAGAAGUUUGAUGCGGUCUCGAAGAUCAAAGUGAUCAAAGAAGUGAGAGCGUUCACGAAUUUGGGUCUGAAAGAAGCGAAAGAUCUUGUGGAGAAAGUCCCUUGUGUGCUGAAACAAGGAGUGACCAAGGAAGAAGCUGAUGGGAUCAUAGCAAAGAUCAAAGCUGUUGGUGGAGUCGCUGUCAUGGAGUAA
Molecule: messenger RNA, 567 nt
Organism: Microthlaspi erraticum
Lineage: Eukaryota; Viridiplantae; Streptophyta; Magnoliopsida; Brassicales; Brassicaceae
Source: the annotation of a GenBank genome assembly